CAAUGCAGUCGAUUCAUUCUCCUCCACCGCCGCCCUAUGGCUACGUACUCUGGCAAAAACAGACGCUGCGCGAGCACACAGAUACUGUGAGGAAGCCACUACCACCUCAGUAUGUAGAAAUGGGAGGUUGGAAGUUUGUACGCAUCAAGGACCUGGCUGUCUGGGACCGAUCGCCUUUCUCGGACUACUCCCAAGCUGAAAACGACGCGCCUGAAAGGUUGGUAGAAGAAGCCAGAGUCGAAGAAUAUAUCUUCACAGGCUCUCGCGAAAAAGACAUCAACGCGUUGCAUGACUAUAUCGAAGCUUGCAACAAGGCCAUUCAUGCUCUUGACCCUGCCGAUCGAGAAGCACGAACGCUGGCAAGACUCAAGCUUCGGAUGGAUAUGACGAUCCUCAAAGAAUCCUUGAAGGAGGAGCUCGAAGUCCUGACAGAGGAGAACAGUGAUGGCUACCAGGGAUUCGACGACGGGCCAAUCGACAACUACCAGUUUGCGCGAUCGCAGAUGCGGCCAAAAGGAUAUCGCUGGUCCUGUCCAGGGUGGCUA
Molecule: messenger RNA, 545 nt
Organism: Aureobasidium vineae
Lineage: Eukaryota; Fungi; Ascomycota; Dothideomycetes; Dothideales; Saccotheciaceae
Source: the annotation of a GenBank genome assembly